Molecule: messenger RNA, 1106 nt
Organism: Chondrus crispus (carragheen)
Lineage: Eukaryota; Rhodophyta; Florideophyceae; Gigartinales; Gigartinaceae
Product: 60S ribosomal protein L7
Exons: 4
Biological process (GO): maturation of LSU-rRNA from tricistronic rRNA transcript (SSU-rRNA, 5.8S rRNA, LSU-rRNA)
Cellular component (GO): cytosolic large ribosomal subunit
Molecular function (GO): RNA binding; structural constituent of ribosome
Source: RefSeq, a predicted model, not a curated record
CGCAGCCGCCGCCCCCCAGACUCCACCGCGCCCCCCUUCGUCGCAUCCGUCAAACGCCGCACGUCCCGCAAUGGUCGCCAAGUCAGGAGCUCCGCCGGUCCCGGAAAGCGUGCUGAAGAAGCGCCGCGCCACAGAGAAGGUCGCCGGCGAGCGCCUGAUCGCCGCCAAGGCCGCGCAGAAGGCCCGCCGCGAGGCGAAGAAGGAGGCCUUCAAGCGCGCGGAGACGUACGCCGCCGAGUAUCGCGCGGCCGAGCGCACCGUCAUUGACGCCAAGCGUGCCUCGCGUAAGGACGGCAAGUUUUACGUCCCCGACGGCGCCAAGGUCGCCUUCGUCAUCAGGAUCAGGGGUAUCAACGCUAUGCCGCCCAAGGAGAAGAAGAUCCUCCGCCUCCUCCGCCUCAGGCAGAUCCAGAACGGCGUCUUCGUCAAGCUUAACUACGCUACCAUUCGCAUGAUGCAGAGGGUCGAGCCCUACAUCACGUACGGAUACCCCAACUUGAAGAGCGUCAAGGAGCUCAUCUACAAGCGUGGCUUCGGAAAGGUCGGUACCAGGGGCGCCUGGUCCCGUAUUCCUCUUUCAGACAACAGGAUCAUCGAGGAAGCUCUGGGCAAGUACAAUAUUAUCUGUAUGGAGGAUUUGGUCCAUGAGAUCUUCACCUGUGGAGAGCACUUCAAGGAGGCCAACAACUUUUUGUGGCCCUUCCAGCUCUCCUCCCCGAAGGGUGGCUACUCCAAGAAGUCAAAGCUCAUUCACUUUACCGAGGGCGGCGAUGCUGGCAACCGGGAGGACCUUAUCAACAGGCUCAUUCAGCGCAUGAAUUAGUUUUUUUACCCAAUUCAUUCAUCCCGUCUCAUCUCCCGCUUGCCUACUGUGACGUAAAACACCCACCCGUUUUCGCUACUUCUACUCGCACCUCCCGCUGCGCAUCAGGCUACCCGAUACCCAAUGGCGAUCACGUUGACUAGUAAUUCCAGGCGCUGAAAAGCAAAUACAGUAGAGACAAAACACACAGCUUGAGCAACUGUAAUCUCUUUCUUACUUGAUCCGCACAAACACAGAAAUGCAAAAAUGAAAAAAAUUGUCAGCGUGACACUCGUGCGCCCUA